Molecule: messenger RNA, 510 nt
Organism: Exophiala dermatitidis NIH/UT8656
Lineage: Eukaryota; Fungi; Ascomycota; Eurotiomycetes; Chaetothyriales; Herpotrichiellaceae
Exons: 4
Coding region: 1-510 (169 amino acids)
Biological process (GO): intracellular sterol transport
Molecular function (GO): sterol binding
Source: RefSeq, a predicted model, not a curated record
AUGAAAGCCCUCGCCCUCAUCGUCUCUCUCUUCGCCGCUACCGCCGUCUCAGCACGAUCAUUGUUCAAAACCGAUCAAAAUGCUCUUGUGGACGAUCCCAAGUUCCCUGUUCCUGGAAAGAACCCAUUGAACUUCUGUGCGGACCCCGCCGACUAUAUCCUCGACAUUGACUACGUUGACCUGUCACCCAACCCACCUGUUCCCGGCGAGAAAUUGACCAUCACCGCCAACGGCACCUUUUCGCAAACGAUCGAACCUGGUGCCACCGUCUUCCUACAAGUCAAAUAUGGGUUGAUCACCCUCAUCAAGCAAGAGGCGGAUCUCUGCGACAAUCUGCCCAAGAUCGACCUGAGCUGUCCAAUCGAUAAAGGUGUCAUGACGUUGAAGAAGGAGGUUGACAUUCCCAAGCAAGUUCCGCCGGGGAAGUACACCGUUCUUGCCGACGUCAACACUGUGGACAAGGAGAAGAUUACGUGCAUGGAAAGUACCAUCUUUUUCACGAAGCAGUGA